AUGGAUGCUGAAAGUCAAGUAAACAUAACUCCAAUGGAGGAUUGGGCGAAUUCUUCUAGACUUGCUUGUGAAUUCUCAAACUGCCGCAACAACAACUUUCCAGACCUGGAGGACCGCACCAAGCUGGUGGGAGUGCAAGUGAUCCUCAUCUUGGCUUACAGCACCAUCAUACUGUUCGGAGUCAUCGGAAACUCCCUGGUGAUAUACGUGGUGUACAAGUUCAAAACUCUGCACACCGUCACCAAUUUUUUCAUCGUGAACCUGGCUGUGGCGGAUCUGCUAGUGAAUACUCUAUGUUUGCCCUUUACUUUGAUCAAUACUCUCCAUGGGGAGUGGAGGUUUGGCCAGGCAUUGUGCUUCAUGCUGCCCUUCUCCCAAGGCAUGGCCGUGCACGUUUCCACCAUCACGCUCAACAUCAUCGCCCUGGACCGCCACCGGAGCAUCGUCUACCACCUGGAGACCAAGAUGUCCAAGGAAAUGUGCGCCGCUGUCAUCAUCAUGACGUGGGCCAUAAGCGCAGUCCUGGCCAGCCCGCUCGCCAUCUUCCGGGAGUACGGGACGUUUGACCUUUCGCCCGAGCAGUCCAUUCAGGUUUGCACGGAAAAGUGGCCAGGGAGCGGCAUGGACGGGACCAUCUAUAGUAUCUCCAUGCUCCUGCUCCAGUACUGCCUGCCGCUGGCCAUCAACUCCUUCGCUUACAUCCGCAUCUGGAGUAAGCUGAAGAACCACGUGAGUCCGGCAGGGAGGAACAACCGCCACCAGCGCAAGAGGAAGACCACUAAGAUGCUGGUGAUCGUGGUGGUGGUGUUUGCAGUGAGCUGGCUGCCUCUCCAUGCCUUCCAGCUGGCCAUUGACAUUGACAACAGUGUCUUGGAAAUGAAAGACUUCAAGCUGCUUUUCACCAUGUUCCACAUCGUGGCCAUGUGCUCGACCUUCGUCAACCCUAUCCUCUAUGGGUGGAUGAACAACAACUACCGGGCUGCGUUUCUGUCUGUGUGUAAGUGCAGCCAACCUGUCAAUUCUGGGUCGAGGAACAUCAUGAGCAGAAAGACACUGAGGGAAAAAGACAUGAGCGAUACAGAUUUCAAAGCGACUAAAGUCUGA
This is a messenger RNA of Oncorhynchus masou masou (cherry salmon), 1104 nucleotides long. Its product is annotated as neuropeptide Y receptor type 2-like. Gene Ontology annotation, molecular function: neuropeptide binding; neuropeptide Y receptor activity. The record is from RefSeq and is a predicted model, not a curated record. NCBI's taxonomy places the organism in Eukaryota, Metazoa, Chordata, Actinopteri, Salmoniformes, Salmonidae. The transcript has a single exon. Gene Ontology annotation, cellular component: neuron projection; plasma membrane. Gene Ontology annotation, biological process: G protein-coupled receptor signaling pathway. Bases 1 to 1104 code for a protein of 367 amino acids.